Molecule: messenger RNA, 555 nt
Organism: Penicillium chermesinum
Lineage: Eukaryota; Fungi; Ascomycota; Eurotiomycetes; Eurotiales; Aspergillaceae
Exons: 1
Coding region: 1-555 (184 amino acids)
Source: RefSeq, a predicted model, not a curated record
AUGCCGUCCCAAAAACCAGAGCUUCCUCCUUUGAAGACUCCCAAAUCAUUUACAUUCCCCUCGGAAAUUCAUGAUGACCAUAAGGUCGUCAGCGCUAUGAGCACCGGCAGCGCGGGCGAAAUAAAGCAAGAGGACAGCAGUGAAAGCUCAUGCUCCUCCAUCCCGACUCCUUCAGCUUAUACCGACUUCCUCACUGCUCUUACUCCAGUUUUCAGUAGUCCAAGAAGCGCUGGGGGUACUAGCUUUCCUAUCUUUAAGAUUGAGAAAACCGAUGAUCCAUCACCUAUUUCCCAACCUUCCGCUAGCGCAAGCCCUGCCUUUUCCUCGGCCCCAUCUUUGAAGUCUCCUUCAAUUUCCCUUCCACCACGGUCGCCUUCUCACUUGAAGUCGCCAAAAUCCCCCCCCUGCACUUCGACGACUGCGCAUCCCGCAGUCCAUCAAGACUUUCUCGGCGAAAGACUCUCCGCGCUCCGCAGCGACCCCAUUGAGCGCAACGCCGAUGAGCGCAACACCACGCAGCGCAACUACACUCUAUUCGCCAUUUUCGCCUUCUGA